Molecule: messenger RNA, 2931 nt
Organism: Thunnus maccoyii (southern bluefin tuna)
Lineage: Eukaryota; Metazoa; Chordata; Actinopteri; Scombriformes; Scombridae
Gene: kmt5aa
Product: lysine methyltransferase 5Aa
Exons: 7
Coding region: 257-1267 (336 amino acids)
Molecular function (GO): histone H4K20 methyltransferase activity; protein binding
Source: RefSeq, a predicted model, not a curated record
CUGCAGGAGGCGACAUUGCUUCGCGUCUCCUUCAUUUACAUGUUGAAAAAUGGCGGAGCGGAGCUGUGGACGCUGCAUCGGUUGAGCUGCAGGCACUUUAAAAACACAACAGACGGGCUCACAACCACCGUGGAAGGAGCCUCCGUGUCGGGACGGCAGGGCAGGGUUUUUUUUAAAUCUCUGAACUGGCUGGAGACUUCAUUUACAUUUUUUUAUCCCCGAAACGAGAGCGAGGAGCCACGAAAACAAGUCGGACAUGAACGGGGAAAUUGUAUGCAACAGCCAUUCAGUCACUGUCUUAAGCUGCACCAAGUCCAUAUCACCAGUUCACGAUGAACAGACGAUCAAACUGACACAGGAGGACCGGUGCUCUCCAGUAUUCUCCCAGUUGAACGACGCUCAGAGGCAGGGAGAAGGCAGGAGAAUAAACACCAUCAGCGCUACGACAAAAGACUCUGAAUUCACAGAGAUGGAGAGCAGCUUCAUCCAGUGUUCACCCUGCUGGUCAGAUGAACAGCCGUCACCUCCGCAGCUCCACCGCUCUCAGACCUUCCUCCGCUCGCCAGCCGAACUCCCCCAGCCGCUCGGCAACAGCUUGUCUCACACGUCUUACCAGACCAACAACAGAAGAGCUCCGCACGGCCAGCAGAGGAGUCGAGUCCGCAACAGGGUCAAAGACAAGAAAUCCACACCCAGAUUGUACGCACGGCCCCAUUACUGUCUUGGGAAAACCCUCCAAAACCAAAAGGUUACCGACUUCUUUCCAAUAAGACGAAGCUCAAGAAAAAGUAAAACGGAGAUAAAGUGUGAACAAAAGAAGGCCAUAGACGACCUCAUCACAAACGGAAUAGAGGAAGGAAUGGAGGUGCAGUAUAUAGAAGGAAAGGGGAGAGCAGUGUUUGCCACUCGGUGUUUCCAGAAAGGCGAGUAUGUGGUGGAGUACCACGGAGACCUGCUGCAGAUCACAGACGCCAAGAAGAGGGAGGCCGAAUACGCUCAAAACCCUGCAACCGGCUGCUACAUGUACUACUUCCAGUACCUCUGCAAAACAUACUGUGUGGACGCCACGAAAGAGACUGAUCGAAUGGGUAGGUUGAUCAAUCACAGUAAAAAUGGAAACUGCCAAACCAAACUCCACGACAUCAACGGCGUCCCUCACCUCAUCCUCGUCGCCUCUCGAGACAUCGACGAGGGCGAGGAGUUGCUCUACGACUACGGCGACCGCAGUAAAGCCUCCAUCGCGGCUCACCCGUGGCUCAAACACUGAUCCUCGAGGAAAAAAAAAAAAAAAAAAAGGAAAAAAGGGAAACGUACAGUAACACUCGUGUUUCUCGUUAGCUAGUGUACAAAAAUGCCUUAGAAACAGAAUGUGUACCCUUCUCGUUCCAGUGUCGAGGAAGCUGGAUGGGGGUUAUGUGUUAAAGGGGGGGAUCAAUAGGGUACUUAUCACAUUUCAACUGAGGUCCAUCUGCCUCGUCAGGUGACACCUGUACUUUUAUUUAUAUAUGUAUAUGAAACAUUCUGGUUGUUUUGCAGCACAUUUAUUUUGUACAUUUUGUAUUACCUAUAGACCAAUGCUUCUACAGCAUGCAGGUGGUAGUUAAUGCUCUGCAUUUUUAUACUGCUUUUUUCUUAAUUAGUUGUUAGAUACUUAGCAAUACUUAUAUAUAUAUAUAUUUAUGGCCCCAGAGCCCUCGGGAUCAACAAGAACUAUGAGAUGCAAAUUACAAGCCCUUUUUAAAAAAAAAAAAAAAAAAAAAAAAAAAAUUCUCUUGAAGUGGGAUUUGAUUUCAUCCGUUAAAAACAUUCACAGUCUGCCGUUGUUCAGUGGGAGUGUAAGGGUUUACCAAACUCAUGGUUCAGUUGGCUUUUCUUUGGGUUUUGAUUCAGUUUGUUUCUCAAAAAAAAAGAUAUGACAUGGGAGAAUUUUACUUUUUUUUUUUUUUUUUUUUUUAAAUAUAUAUUUACUGUAUGUUUAACCUGCUGUUAAACAUACAGACUAAAAGGAUCACAUAGGAAUACAGAAACUGCUUAAAUGUAUAAUUUACUUCUGUUUUUUAUGCUUUUUUGGGGGGUUUGUUUUUAUCAUAUGUAGUAUUUUUUAAUAUUUAGGAUACAUAAUACAUUUGAGUUAUAGGCAACGCUUUAGUCCCCCAAUUUAGCAUUUAUGAUCAGUAUAUAUAUACAUUAAAUAAACGGAUUAUAACACACUAUAAUGUAGUUGUAAGCAGAUAUGUGUUUAUUACUUUUUUUGUCAGGAACUAUAACUCUCAAUGUUUGCUGCUCUAUAAACGGAUAAUGAAUUUACAAAUACAAAAAAUAACAAAUACUGUACAUAAAUACACUUGAAAUGUGCUUAUUUGCUUAUAACUACAUUAUAGUGUGUUAUAAACUUUAUUAAAUGUUCAUAUGCUGCUUAUAAAGGCUCUAUAGGGGGAAAUAAAUUGUUAAAGUGUUUCUUUAAGUUGACUUACAACAACCUGAGGAGUCAUGGUGUCCAUCUCAUCAACACUAUUUUUCAUGAAGAGCUUAAUAUAGACUUAAAUUUGCUAAUAUAUAUAUAUAAACUGCUAAUAAAUGCUAAAGAUGUGAACUGUAAAUUGUUACCAAACUAUCAUGUAAAUGUCUAAAUAAUUCAAUUCAUUUUUUUUGCAGAUACCUACAGGUAUAUUCUGUUUGUUUAAAUACACAUGUAUAUAGACGUUUGUUAAGGAAAUAUCUUUAGCUAAUAUAAAUAGACUUAAGAAUUAAAAGACAGCUUGAAUUUGUCCAUAAACUCGACUGGUUUACAUGAUUCAGUGUUUUCAGCUGGCAGGUCUCCCUUUUUCACUGGACUCUUCAAAUAUAAAUUAUUCAGCUGAUGUCAGUACGUUACUGCACGAUGUAGAUAUUUAUUUGCUUGGGAUGGUUUAAAGGACUGAUUUGACAUUU